UAGAGGUGGGAGGACAGAAGACCUGGAAAAACAGGCUCAUCACCAUUCAGAGGAUACAGUGCUCAGGAGGUAAACGGCAGAAGUGCAACAGAAAACAGUUGUUUGGAGAAAUCUGACUCUACAGACAAUGUGAUGGCUAUGUAUACAUCAUACGUGAAUAUAUAAAGAAAACAAGAAAGAGAGACACUGAUCCAUGACUGGAGGGACUUGUCUGAAAAAAAAUAUCUCACCCAUCUCAUCUGCCACUACUCUGGGCUUCCUGCUCAACACCCUGGAGAGGCCAUGAGGAGUCUACUCGUACUGUCUGGACUAGCUUUUUUGGUUUUGUCUGAAGGGAAAGGACAUAGACCACACUACAAACAAAGGAGGCAUAAGAGAGAGUGGGUCAUCGCACCUAAGACUCUGACUGAGAAUGAGGAUCACAGAGACUUGCCAUUUGUGGCCAAAAUCCGAUCAGACCGAGACGACGGCCUCCCUGUAUACUACUACCUGAAAGGGCCUGGCGCUGAUCAGAACCCAGUAAACCUAUUUAUGGUCACCAAUGAUGGCAUGGUCAGGAUCACGGGGAUUCUGGACCGCGAAGUGCAGGCGGAAUACAACAUGACUGGUUAUGCAGCCUUCAAAAAGAAUGAUUCUCUGGCUGAGGCCCCCAUUGCCGUAACAAUAAAGGUGCUGGACAAGAAUGACAACGCUCCAGUAUUUGAACCACUGCAACCUGUCAACAUCUAUGAGGAUAGCCCAGUAGGAUCAUUUGUGACACAAAUACACGCAACAGAUCGGGAUGAACCAGGAACACCCCACACCUCUAUUGCCUACAGUGUGGUGAAGCAGGAACCAGAUGAUGGCGGAAUCCAUUUCCAUGCAGACAAAACCAGUGGCAAGAUUUACGUCAAAUCUGAACUUGACAGAGAGACAGUCAGUUCCUACGUCCUCACUGUGCAGGCUACAGACAUGGGAGGUGAGCCAGGCGGUCUGUCAGGAACAGCCACCAUAAGGGUCCACAUUCUGGAUGUCAAUGACAACGUCCCCACACUAGAAAAGGAUGAGUUUUCAGUAAGUAUUGAUGAAAAUGUGGAAGGCGUUGAGGUAAUGCUCAUUAAAUCCUUUGACGAUGACCUGGUAGCCUCAGAUAAUUGGAAUGCUGAGUUUUACAUUGUGUCUGGAAAUGAGGACGAUUACUUCAGCAUUCACACCAAUCCCAGGACCAACGAGGGUGUGCUGAUGCUCAACAAGCCUGUUGACUUUGAGGAAGUACCAAACAUGAACCUGGGGCUUGUGGUGGUGAAUAAAGCACGCGAAGGAGCCAGGAUACCAAUUAAUGCUCAAGGAGGAGGUGGUGGAGGAGGAGGAGGAGGAGGAGGAGGUGGUGGAGGAGGUGGUGGAGGAGGUGGAGGAGGAGGAGGUGGUGGAGGAGGUGGUGGUGGAGCAGGAGGUGGAGGAGGUGGUGGUGCAGGAGGAGGGCCUGGGGGCACAGGUGGAGGUGGAGGGCCUGGUGGCACGUAUAAACAAUACCCAGUGAAGAUCAAUGUGAAAAACAAACCCGAUGGGCCAGUCUACCGACCAAGCACCAAGCCCAUUUCCUUACCAGAGGGCAACAAAAAGCUCCCCAGCCCCAAGAUCGUUGCCACUUUUCCUGCCUCGGAUGGAGAUACAGGAGAGCAGGCCACGAAUGUCAGAUAUGCAAAAGGUUACGACCCGGGAAACUGGUUCUCCAUUGAUGAGGAGACAGCUGAGGUCAUCCUCAUUAAGACUCCAGACCGGGAGUCUCCACAUGUGGUGAAUGGGGUCUACAUAGCCAAGAUUCUUUGCUUGACAAAUGAAAUGCCAACCCAGACAGCCACUGGUACCAUUGAAGUGCAUGUGGAGGACGUAAAUGACAACUGCCCCAGACUCAAGAGCAACGUGCAGUUCCUGUGCAGUGACACCAAGGUGGUGAACGUGACAGCAGAGGAUCUGGAUGGACACCCUUACGGCCCUCCGUUGACGUUCACGUUGCUGGAUAAGGGCGUGGGGGUGCAAUGGAGGCUUGAGAGGACUGGAAAUGAUUCAAUAUCUCUCUGGGGUGAAGAUGGCAUUUGGCCUGGGUACUAUGACGUCAAAUUCGAGAUACGAGACCAACAGGGAUUGGCCUGUCCUAAAACACAAGUCCUCCACUUGGAGGUGUGCACCUGCGAAGGAGGUGUGACUUCCUGUAAUCCAAGAAUUAAGCAGGAGCAGUUAGGAGGGGCGUCCAUCAGAAAGUCAUCCCAACUGGGGGGAGCUGCAAUGGGAGCACUACUCUUUGGCGUCCUUACACUACUGUUGAUCCCACUAUUGGCUCUGUACUGUACCUGCGCUGGAGCCACAGGCUUCACUGAGCUGCCCUUCGAUGCCAAGACUCAUCUCAUAUCGUACCACACGGAGGGAAAGGGAGAGGACAGGGAGGUUCCUCUGGCGAGUAUUCCGGUACAGAUCUCCAAAGAUGUUUCAGUCUUCAGAAACAUGCCAACUGUGACGAGCAGCCCGGUGCAGAUGCAGGAGAGCGUCUACAAUCACUAUGAUCAGCAAGACAUAGUGGACAUGGACUACAGUGCCCAUGGGGAGGUGCUGUCAUAUUUGCAGGAGAUGAGGGAGAUGAGAGAGGAGGACCAGCUCACAUUCACAGCACUACCAGACUCACUUCUGGACAACUACUUCUCACAGAAAGCCGAGUUUACAGCGGUGGGUUCUUAUCAGAAGGACACUUUGCUGGAGUACUGCUAUGAGGGACAUGGAUCUCCCACUGGCUCUGUGGGUAGCUGCAGCCUCCUCGGGGCUGACGACGACCUCCAGUUCCUCGACGACCUGGGUUCAAAGUUCACCUACCUCGCCGAGAUCUGUGGAUACUCCAGAGAAACAAGCCCAAAAGUGACCCAAGAGAUCACACCUCCCACGACAGAGGUGGACAACAGUGUCACCAUGGCAACCAAUGUUAAACAACAGAGGAGCAUCAGCUUCGUGGAGAAACACAUUCCACCCCCACUUCCCAGCAUGCACCUACGCGAGACCGUUGCCGUGCCGACCCAGACUGUGCUGGUGCAGCAGCAGCAGCCCCUGUACUACAUGGUGGAGCCGCAGCAGGUCCAGAGCACAGUGCUGCUGGCUGAGAGGCCCCAAGUGGGUCUGGGUCGGGGAAUGAUCCUGGUCAACGGGAGUCAGACAGCCACAGAAGGGACGCUGCUGCAGGGGGGAGGCCUGGUGCAGGGAGCCCAGGGGCUGGUGAUGGCCCAGGGGGGUCAGGGAUUGGUGUUACAGCAGGGUGGGCACGUUCAGGGUGGUCAGGGUUUGGUGUUGCAGGAGGGUGGGCACAUUCAGAUUGGUCAGGGUUUGGUGUUACAGCAGGAUGGGCAUGUUCAGGGUGGUCAGGGUUUGGUGUUGCAGGAGGGUGGCCAUAUUCAGGGUGGUCAGGGUUUGGUGUUACAGCAGGGUGGUCAGGGUUUGGUGUUACAGCAGGGUGGUCAGGGUUUGGUGUUGCAGGAGGGUGGCCAUUUUCAGGGUGGUCAAGGUUUGGUGUUACAGCAGGGUGGUCAGGGUUUGGUGUUACAGCAGGGUGGUCAGGGUUUGGUGUUGCAGGAGGGUGGCCAUAUUCAGGGUGGUCAAGGUUUGGUGUUACAGCAGGGUGGUCAGGGUUUGGUGUUGCAGGAGGGUGGCCAUAUUCAGGGUGGUCAAGGUUUGGUGUUACAGCAGGGUGGGCAGGGUUUGGUGUUACAGCAGGGUGGCCAUAUUCAGGGAGUACAGGGGGUGAUCGUCCAGGGCUCGGGUGCUGCGCAGACUAAACGAAAAGGGAGUCUGGUUAUACCCCAGGGCGGGCACGUUCAGAAGGCUCAGGGGUUUGUGAUGUCCCAGGGUGGGUACAUUCAGGGGGGUCAGAGUUUGAUAAUGCAGCAGGGCGGGCACAUUCAGGGGGAACAGGGGAUUUAAUUUCAAAAUCAUCAACAUGCUCCUGGUUCCCCGGGGUCUACAGGCCUGUUUCUGGUAAACGGCGGCCAGGCAGACACAGUGGGAUUGGUCCAUCAAGGAGAUGGACUAGUGCAGACCUGGGUCUCCGGGCAUGUUUCUGAUGGACGGAAGACCAUUUAGCCCUGGAUCCCCUCUCCCCGAUGCAACAAAAACAGCGUUUUUUUGCAGAAGCCCAGACCUUACCCUCAAUGUCCAACUCUGCAGGGAGAUGAGCCACCCUCAUGAAUAGCUCCAUGCAGUGCUGGUGUUAGUGCGACAUCUUUCACCACAGUACUUAAACCAGCCCUAAAGGGGUUUACAAAGACACACAUUUAUUAUAUUAACAAGUUCAUUUAUCACUACACUUCUCAACUCUGAGGGACCCUGGGAGCAAAUCUUCUUUAGUGCUGCUCGUGAAAAAGAGAUGUUAUAUCUCAAUGAGACUAACCUGGUUAAAUAAAGGUUAUUUAUAAUAAUAAUAAUAAUAAUAAUAAUAAUAAUAAAUGACUAUUAUGCGAAGGGAACUGUGGUGCAACUGGUUACAGCCCCUGUAUCAUAUUUGGUUUCUCGCCCAUACCAUCUUGGGUUCAAAUCCAGCCCGGGUCAUUUCCUGUUCCCAUAUCUAUCCCACCCGCUUCCUGUCACUCUCCACCAUCCUGUCAGAUUAAAGGCAUAAAAGCCCCCAAAAAAUGUAUUUUUUUCAAAAAUCAUUAUAAAUACUGAUUGUCAGCGGGGCAUAUGAGUUUAGUGUGAGAUAUUCUCCUUGGUUUAAUGUGGUAGGUAUAUGUGUGCUGUAAUAUAGACUGUAUGUGACCAUUGAUAUGCUCAUGUCAUAUAUUGACUCUUGUAACGUCUUUUAAACAAAGGCUCAAUAUGUAAAUUUUGUUCAGGGUUUUUUAUGGGGUUUGCUUAGCAAUUAGCCGCUUCGCAAAUAGACGCUGACAUGAGUGUGCUAUCACUUGCCACAUACAUCAGAGCCGAAUUUCUUUACUGACGAGCAUCGACACGGCGGUGGUAAAGUUUGACGCUGGUGAGUAACUUAGUUCUGUAUGAAACAAGGUUUUUCUGGCUUGCUAAAACUGUAAAAAAUAAAUGUAAAUUUUAUGUUACAUUGUUGGUGGAAUGAGUUGCCCAGUGCUCUCCGCUCCUGUGAUAGUUUUGGGUUUUUUAAGAGGGGCCUAAAGGCAUAUCUGUUUAUCGUGCACCGUUAAUUAAACAUUUCUUAUGA
Molecule: messenger RNA, 5185 nt
Organism: Alosa alosa (allis shad)
Lineage: Eukaryota; Metazoa; Chordata; Actinopteri; Clupeiformes; Clupeidae
Product: desmoglein-2-like
Exons: 16
Coding region: 283-3939 (1218 amino acids)
Biological process (GO): homophilic cell-cell adhesion
Cellular component (GO): plasma membrane; desmosome
Molecular function (GO): calcium ion binding
Source: RefSeq, a predicted model, not a curated record